CGCACGCGCAGUAAGCGGCGGUGCCGUGAACAGUCGGAGUGAGGCGGACACGCGGAGUGGGCCGGACGGAGCCACCCAGCGACCGACCGACCGACUAACCGACGAGAACUAGGCGGUUGCUGUGGCAUACUGAGAUUGAGCCCUGUUAAGUGGCAGAUACAAAGUGACAAGCUCACUUUGUCACAUCCACAUUGAAAAAUGUCGAAAGCUACCGGUUCAAAGUCCAGGUCGCAGUCGUCUCAUUCAAGGUCCCGCUCUCGUUCUCGCUCCCGGUCCUUUACAAGGUCUCGCUCACGUUCUCGUUCCCGAUCUCACUCUCGCAAACGGAAGUACAGCCCCAGGUCUCGUUCCAGGUCGUACUCUCCGCAGCAUAACCGGGAACGUAACUACCAACGGGAAUACCAGCCCAGGGAAUUUCGAGGCCAUCGAGGCUACAGGCGGCCCUUUAUCCAGCGCCGAGGACGAGGCUAUUAUCCAAGAGGUAACUGGAAUAACCGUGGGGGUUACGGCAACUACGGCAAUUACAACCAUUAUGGCAAUUACCGGCCCAACUGGCACAACUACCGCUCAACAUACAGCCCGCGGCGGGGCCGGUCCCGUUCACGUUCACCGAAGCGGCGCUCGAUAUCGCCGAGAUCAAGAAGCCGCUCCCGAUACACAGACAAAUCGUCGUCCAGCCGGUCAGGAAGAUCCUCAUCCUCCAGGUCUCGUUCCUCGCCUCACCGUAGUCGCUCACCUUCCCCUAAACGAAGGAACAAGAAAACCAAGUCUUCUCAGAAGGAAGCAGCUGCUUCUAAACCACCUGUCCAGGAGGGAGAAGAUCAACAGAAACGGUCAUCUGAAGAUGGGCAGGCUGGCAAUGGCAGCUCUGAGUCCCCUGCUGGCCUGGCCCCCAAACGCAGUGACUCAUGGAAAGGCCUAACUGCUUAUGACACCAGCCCUAAACAUCCCAGUCCGGCCCCACGUUCUACUGUAGUGUUGAAGACCAGUCCGGCAUUGCAUUCCAGCCCAAGCCAGCAGAGUCCCUCGUUGUCGGGUGCAGCACGCCAUGCUUCACCUCACGGGAGCCCUGGGCAGAUGAGCCCACAGAGCCGCAGCCCAACUAGACCGAAUGCAUCUCACCAGAGUCCCCCGUCACUCAGCUCUACAAUUCGCAAUGUGUCACGUCAAGCCCCAGCUAACCACAGCCCACCAGCGCCCCUGACUCAAGGCAUUGCCCAGAAAGAGGAAGUACGGCCAGGAAUGUCUGGCCUGUUUGUGGAGCAGACGGCCCCAACCAUCUCUUCAUAUCUAAAGAGGUAUGUUCCGAGAAGGUUUACAGAGGAACAGAAAGCUAAAGUGUUAAUGCAGGAUAGGGUGAAUGGAAGAGAAAAGGAACAGAAAGGAACAGAUUUAGAAAAAGAGAAAGGGAGAGACCAGGCCAGUGCUCACGAUAGGCUUUCUGCUUGCAGUGUGGUGAAAACGGAGUUCCACGUGAAAAAUGUUCCAGAGAAAGGCAGCCGUAGCAGUCAAUCCCCAAAACGUUUCAAGGGUGGAGUUGCCGAGGAGUUUGAAAAAAUCUCAAAAGCAGAGAUGCGUCACAAAUUUGGCUAUGAUGAAGAGGAGGUCGAGGAACAUGACAAGGACUACCCAGCCAAGAACCAAAAAGAAUAUGGAUAUGAGGAUGAGCUCAAGUACAGGAGCAAAUUAAUUGCAAGUAAAACGCAGGAACGAUAUGAUGAGGAGGAUGAGGAGGAGGAGGAAGAUGAUGACAAUGAUAGACCACGCAAACGGGAAGAGAUAAAUUUCUUUAAGCACAUCACCAUCUCCAAGGAAAAGUUUAGAGAGGUGGAGGAGGUGGAGGAGGAGGAGGAAUUAAUGCCCGAGAAAUUCAAAAAAGAGGAGCGAUUUCUAUCAAAGAAACCUGAUGGGAACAGAUAUCGGGAGGUGUCACCUGUGAAAGCAUUAAAAUAUAAGGCAGGCCGAGCAGAAAGUCCUCCACCCCCAAGGAAAAGCUCUGAUAGCAAAGAGCAGGAAGGUGUGGCUGCUCAAGAGGAAAGCACCCCUGUGCUCAAACCAACACAUCGUCCAACAGAGGUGACACUGAAAAUGGAUUCGUUGCAGUUUGGCGAUGACUCACUUGGCUCUGCCAACGUCCUGACCCAUGAGCGACGCCUCUGUCGCGACCUUGUUCACAAACCCAAAAAAGAUCAGGAGUUUCGUUCUAUCUUCCAGCAUAUUCAGAUGGCACAGUCUCGACGUAGUCCUUCUGAGCUUUUUGCUCAGCACAUUGUGACUCUGGUUCACCAUGUGAAAGAACAUUACUUCAAGUCUGCAGGAGUCACAUUAAAUGAACGCUUUACAAUGUACCAAAGGAGAACCGCCGAGCAGGAAGUGCCCAGGCAGAAGAGCCCAGAGAUUCAUAGGCGGAUUGAUAUUUCACCCAGUGCUCUAAAGAAACGUAUGCAUUUCCGUGAUGAAAUAAAGAGCCAGAAGGAGAGCAGCUACAAGCAGGGAGAAGGGAAAUUAAAGGAUGAGCCUGAUGACCUUCGCCUAGAUAUUGAGCACCGUAGGAAAUAUAAGAGCAAGGAAGGAGAACAUAAAAAAGAUAGUUCCAAAGAUUCAAGAGAUUCCAGCCAUUCACGUGAACGGUCAAAGGAAAAGUCUGGAAAAAUUCCCAAAGCGUACAAGGAGUCUAAAAAGCACAGGAAGCGCAAGAAAGUCAGAGCAAGAACCAGCUCAUCAUCCACUUCAUCUUCCUCUUCGUCUCCAUCACACGAGGGAAAAGAUGAUCAAGAAGAGGGAGUGGGCCGGGAGGAGACCUCGACCGGCUUUAACAAAGCUCGCCUUGGAACACGAGAAUUCACUGGCCCACCAACGCGAGGCAGAGCACGUGGAAUUUUUCAGUUCAGAAUAAGAGGAAGAGGAUAUGGCAGGGGAGCGUUUCCUGGUCCCAGCAAUAGCAGUAACCCCGGUAACCCAACUUUCCAAAAGAGGCCCCGCGAAGAGGACUGGGAUCCCGAGUACACACCAAAAAGCAAAAAGUACUAUCUGCAUGAUGACCGUGAGGGAGAUGGGGACAACUACUGGGCAAAUAAAAGGGGCCGUGGUACGUUUCAGCGAGGAAGGGGUCGCUUCCUGUAUAAAAAGUCCAACACCAGCCCCAAGUGGACUCAUGACAAAUAUCAAGGCAGUGGGCAGGAAGGUGUAGAAGAGGAGGAAGAGGAAGAGGAGGAUGAUGGACAAGUUGGCAGCAUUGCAUCCCAGGAAGAGAAAAAGCUGGGCACUAUGGAACAGUAGUGCCAAAAGGGACUGGGCCUUUCUCUGGCGUCUCUGCAUCAAUUCAAGCAUAGAAUCUGGUCACUAGGAUCACACUGAGAGAGAUUUCUUCGUCCAGAUCUCCAUAGGGUUUACAAAGUAGUAGAUUAUUUGUUGUGGUGGGGGUAAAUGCAAAGGACCCUUUGGGAUUGAAAGGACCAAAAACACCUGUCUUUAAUGUGACGUACAAAUAUGUAUAUGCCCCGCAGGUGUUGUACCUGUCUUGUAAGAUACACCGUUAGCUGACAUCGAAGAGCUACAGGUCGUCCUAGGAGUGCAAGUCCUCUCACCUGCACCCCCCCCCCCCCUCCCAAGGUAUUUUGAGAAUUAAAAUAUGAACAUGUAUGAUGGUGCGACUUGAGUACUCCCUGAUAAUUACACCGCUACCUGAUUCAGUUUGUAAUAGGAAGCUGCUCCCAAAAUGUGCAACUGACCAAGAAUUGAGUGUACUACAAGUCAUACCCUGUGCUACGGAAGGAUCCUCUCCCCAAAGCUGGCGUUUUCCUGAGCCCCGGAUGUUGCCGCAUGUUUCUUUUAACAACAUGGGUUUUAAAAUGCUUUCAUUUUUUUGAAGCCAGCUUUAGAGCUGAGCAAGUUUCCAGGAUCCUUAAUAAUUUGUUUUUCCCCUAGUUCCUUUUGGGAUCUGCCCAUCUACAUAUUUGGUUGCAAUGCUUGGCUUAUGCUUUUUCACAGAUGUAAUUGACGGCAGCAAUUGUUUUGGUAUUUUUGUUUUUAAGGUUUUUCUAAAAAAAAAACUGGCAACGCAGCUUGGGCCUCGUAUUGUGUUUUUGUAGAGUAGAGGGAAAGAUGUUACUUCCCAUUAAUCUGUCCUAAUUUUUCAAACAAAGAUUUGUCCAAGUUAAUGAUCUUGCUGAGCCACAAGAAUGACUUUAAAUCCCCCUCUCCCUACCCCUUUCCAAUCUCUCCAAUGGACCAGACUAAGAUGUGUUCAAAGGUUAGAGAUCUCUGAUGGUUCGGCAUGUAUAUUCAGUGAUGGAGCUCAUGGAUCAUGGUUGAGUUAGUUGGUCUCACCAUGGCUGACAUUUUGGUGCCGAAUCACUGAACUAGGCAGCGAAUCAGUCAGCGUUCUUGUUCUUGAUCACAGUUAUGUGACAUGCACUGUAAAGCAAGUGUGUUUGUAUAUUGGUUGAGAACAGGCUUGACCUUGACCAACUUGCUGGAGGGAAGAACGUAGAAUUGAGUGGAGAGGGGACUCGCCAAUUGAGAAAGAAACAAAAGGCAGUGUCUACAUGAUUUGCACCCAACUUUAAAAUCUGCAUCAACCUCCACAGUUUUCCCCUCCUAUAGACCACUGUUGGCAAAGACAAUUGUAUGGGAUGAGAGGCUAGACAAGGAAUAGAAAAACAAGAUUCACAUGAAUGGAGAGUUCAGUUGUCCUCAGAUUACCCUUCAAACAUUGGCAAAAUAAAAGUCUCAAAGAUAUGCAACGUAAAAUAAUUCAAUGAAGCAGAGGCUGAUUUCUAGUAUAUCAACAUCAUUAAUCCUUGCUUACUCGUUUGUGAUUAAAAAGUAUCAAACAGAAUAGUAGGAAACACUUGCAACAGUAAUGUCCGUUGCAUAAUUUCCUUGAGACAAAUUGGAAUUUUCUUUUUGUGAACACAGCAAACCCACCAAAUGGACAAAAGCUACAGCAAUGAUUGCCCUUUGGAGCUUUGCAGUUCAGUUGCUCCAUCUAUCUUCAGCAAAUGCCCUUCUUUAUAUAGCCACUUGAGUCUCAAAUAGUCUUAAAAUGCAGUCCUAGAAAGCUCAAGAGCCCUAAUCUAAUGUCAGAACGUUAAACUUACGUUCCUUCUGUACUGGCCUCUUCCUUCACGUACAACACGAAUCUGCUCUAUUGAAUGAUGUCUACAUAAAAGCUAUCAGUGACACAGUUAGGAGAAUAGUCCAUUGCAAACAGGGAAAGGGGAAGGAGUACAAAUAUCAAAACAGGAUUGUAAAUUCAUCUUUGAGUUUUUUUUAUUGUGAAUUCCUUUGCAUAGUCUGAAUUUAAAUGUUACAUUGCUUAUUGUAUUAGACCUUGGGAUUAAUGUUAAUAAACAAAUAUUGGAUAAACAUUUAAAUACGUUUUAUAUUGACAAUCACAUAUCUCACUUCUACUCCAUGCCUGGCCUCCCCUAUUCCUGUCAGUGCAUCUUGCUUGAUCUCUUUAAUUUGUAUCUUUUUAUGUGUAUUAAAAAGUUGUAAAAAAAAAAGUGACACGUGCUCUCGACUGCAAUAACUAUUGAAUUUUUUUUAUACAUAUAGAAGUAAAUAGAUUUGAGAGGAGGGGAACACUCAAUGGGGGGAGUAUGAUGGUUGCACUAUUUUUGUAAUUUUGCUGAACUGCCUUAUCACUUAAAAUUGUUAAAAUUCAUUCUUGUCCAGAAUUUAAUUGGUUUGUAUUUCUCCAAUUAUUUGUGUUCUGUUUUGUUACCAUGGUUUCCUCUCUCAAAUGGCAUUCUGUAUUAACUCUGUUCUUCUCCCCUCCUUCAAGUCAUGCUGAGGUUCGAAGCAUUGUGUUGAAUUUUUAAUUAAAUUUCUGUGCCAGCAUCAA
Messenger RNA from Stegostoma tigrinum, 5851 nucleotides. RefSeq names its product thyroid hormone receptor-associated protein 3-like. Lineage: Eukaryota; Metazoa; Chordata; Chondrichthyes; Orectolobiformes; Stegostomatidae. The transcript is spliced from 12 exons. Gene Ontology annotation, cellular component: mediator complex. Gene Ontology annotation, biological process: positive regulation of transcription by RNA polymerase II. The record is from RefSeq and is a predicted model, not a curated record. Gene Ontology annotation, molecular function: transcription coregulator activity; DNA binding. Bases 199 to 3279 code for a protein of 1026 amino acids.